UCAUAGUGUAACGACUUUGUUUUGACGUCAGUUUUCUCUUAUUGAGAUUAAGAAUAUACGGACUUGCUACAAAGAACAUAUAUUACUCUGACAUUACCAACAAUGUCGGCUGAAUUCAGACAAUCUUCUCAUCGGGAAUCUGGGGAUGAAAUCAUUCAUGUUCCUGAGGAAGAAGAGACCCUACAGGAAAACAACCUUCCUGAGCAUGAAUUCAAGUCGACUACCGUCAGCACUGACCACAACAAUCCUGGUUCCAUGAAAUGCAGUGACGGCGCCAACCCAGCCCCUCCCUACCAACAAGCGAUGGACGAACGGGAACCUGAAGCUAAUGACUACGAAAGCCUUGGAGAAGGCAACCCUGCGUAUGAUUACAUUGAAGCAGUGUCAUGUCCGCUUACACUGAGAAAUAGAGCAUGGGCCAAAUGUAGGAAGACCAUGCUUUUUCUCGUUCCCAUAUUUGCCAGUCAGAUAGUGAACGUCUUGGCUGGGUUGUUCUACAUGUCCUUCCUGUUCGUUGACAAGACCAACUCUGGAGUAACAUCGUAUGAAGAUGGAGAGAUGGUGGCUAAAGAACAAAGAAUAUUUAGGGUGUCCUUUGCACUGGCAGCUGCUUCCUGUGCGCCGCUUCUGGUCAGAUUCAGCGCCCGGAAGAUCGCCCAGUGGGGAAGUGUCCUACUCAUUUUUUCCUGUAUCUUGUUGUCAUUGACAACCACAGGCGAUGUCAUGACAAUCCUAUUAAGCAUUACGGCAGGUUUUACUGGGGGUCUUCUUCGGACGACUGGUGUCGUGAGUACCGUCGACCACCUCAACACUCGCCCAGCUCUCGCACUUAUCAUCAGCUACAUCAGCUUCCUCAUUGGGAAAGUCAUCAUUGUCAGCUGCUCCUUCUACAUAUAUCAAUUCAAUGCGGUCAGGCGGAGCACACAAACUUAUGGUUCAGUAGUGUUUCAAGUUCACAUAGGACGAGAUUGGCCUCACGUAAUGAGAGUGUUUGAGAUAAUGGGUGUCAUAGGACUUCUCGCUGGUAUAUUUCUUCAGAAGAACUCACAGGCCCAGCAUAAUGUGACCAGGCUCUUCAAACAUCCACCGAUUUAUUUCUUGAUCCUGAUAACAGUUCCCGCGUCUAUGGGGUUGUCAAUCCGCACGAACGCAUCCAACCAUACGCUUUUAAUGUUCGGGAGUCUUCUCGUGCUGUUUGUUCUGCUGAUCAUCCCAGGGAAGGAAAGUCUAAAAGAAAAGUCAGCUCUUUUAUCGAUGGGGAUAUCAGUCUUAGCUGAGGGCCUCGUCACCAUGGUCCAAUCUAGCUUUAAGGGAGAGGUGGCUAUGAACUUCCUGCUUGGAGCUGCCAUUGGGCUCCAUCAAGUAUUGAUGCCACUAGUGUUGAUCAACACUACGGGUAGAAGUAAUAUAAAACUGGCCCUCCCAGUGCUGGUUUGCUUUGGCGAGGUGGGAGGACUUCUCGGAAUCUCCAUCAUUGAAAAACAAUCAGAUCGUGUAGCCUUGUAUUUUGCUGGAGUGUCCCUGAUCAUUGCCGGAGUUGGUGCCAUCAUUGCAUGGGUGCUGAUAAAACGCUGGCCCCCUCUCAGUGAUGACAAUUUCUCCCGGGCUAUUUCGAUAUGCGCGGAGACUACCGGCGAGGAGGAGGAGGAGAACGUUGUCGUGGAAUGUGUCGAGGACCGUGUCGAGGAGGAGGAGGCAGAUAACCCUGGUGAGGAGGAGGCAGAAGAGCCUGGUCAGGAGGAGGCAGAAGUCCCUGUCGUGGACCUUCGCGAGGGGGAGACAGAGAACUCUGGGUAAACUAGUGUUGCUCCGGUAGAUUGCUAAACGAUUGAUUCGCAAAAAUGAACUGUACUUUUAAUUGUUUGUUUUGCCACCA
Molecule: messenger RNA, 1876 nt
Organism: Haliotis rufescens (red abalone)
Lineage: Eukaryota; Metazoa; Mollusca; Gastropoda; Lepetellida; Haliotidae
Exons: 7
Coding region: 103-1797 (564 amino acids)
Source: RefSeq, a predicted model, not a curated record